CUCUCACCGUCGCCACAUAUCUAAUGCUGUGUUUUUUCCAGGGUUUGAAAUAGGAACAGGAAAAUUUGUUAGCAGUAGAGUCCUUGCUUUCUGCUGGUUGUAGGGUUUGCCAUGAAGAACAUGGGGUUACAGCUUUUCCCUGGAUCUCGAGUGUGUGCCAGAAACCCAGAUGCAUUCAUGAAUUCCUGCUUCUGCAAUUCUGAAAGUGAAUAGUUGUUGAAAGGGGAAAAAAAAAAUCAAGAUGAAGUAACAGUCAAGAUUUCCUGUAGUUUCAGGGAGAUAAGAUUGCUGAUCUCCACCGUGAGUAGUUCUGUGUCUUCUCUAUGUGACAGAGAGACAUAGAGGUGGUGGGUGAUGCACCAGCUUGAAGAGUGAAGCUUCUUCAUCUGAUUAAAAAAAGCACCUGGGGACAAUAUUGGCCUCUGUGGGACUGAGAGAUCCUAUUUCUUAUUUAUGUGUGAACAGCACAGGGAAACACAGGAGAAGUAGGUAUCCUAAUGGUAAAUACAGCCCAAAUUGGAAAGAAAUGCAAGGUUAUUUCAAACCCUGAUUUGUUUCAAUGUGAAGUAUUUUCUGUCUUGCAAACUUUGUUUCAUUAGCUCAGCUAGGGGGCUUUUAAAGGAGUUGACAAAUCCUGGAUGGCUGUAGCAGUUUAGUAGCUCACUCAGUGUUUUGGUUUUGGUUUUUUUUAAUUCUUCAGAGGAGGAGAGUUCCAAGAGGCUGGAACGGUGUAAAGUUGAACACAGCAUUUUUUAUGUUCAGAUUUAAAAUCUGAAAAACUGGCUGACUUGAAUUGCUUGGGUCACUGUGGCCUCCUGGUCAUUAUCAUGUGUCCUCCCUCCCUUUUUUUUCUUUUUUUUUUUUCUUUGCUUGCUCUAAUACAUUAACAAGAAUCCUGGAAUGUAUCGUUUUUCUUUCUGCUUAUUGGCCAUCGUGCUGCUGACUCUGCUUCUCUGGGGAUGACACGAGCAUGCUUAUCUCUCUCUCUGUUGUAAUUCAAAACAAGUGCUACCGAUUUUUGUUGGGGCCUCGUACGCAAUAGUUACAAGGUUGAGGAACAGAACGGUGUCGCAAGGGGAUUAGUGACCUGUAAAAUCCCAAUAUCCUGCGUAGGGCAUUGAUCACUGAGGUUCUGUAGAUGUGUCAGCGUAUAAUUCACUAAGGUAUUUGAACUAUGCAAAAUAGAGGGUUUUUUAAGGUAGUUCAGUAUGUGCUGAAAAUCCGUGCUGCUGUUUAGCCUGGAGUUCUGCAGCAGUUGAAGAGUGAGCGUUUGCUCUUGCACAUUCUGGAAAUUUACAGGUCCAGGGUCAACCCCUCAUGGUCCAAGUGAGCGGAGGCCAAUUGAUCACAUCCACGGGGCAGCCCAUCAUGGUGCAGGCCGUGCCGGGGGGGCAGGGUCAGACCAUCAUGCAGGUCCCGGUUUCUGGAACGCAGGGGCUGCAGCAGAUUCAGUUGGUCCAGCCAGGUCAGAUUCAGAUUCAAGGUGGGCAGGCUGUGCAGGUACAGGGGCAGCAGGGCCAGACCCAGCAGAUCAUUAUACAGCAGCCACAGACUGCAGUUACUGCUGGCCAGACACAGACCCAGCAGCAAAUAGCAGUUCAAGGACAGCAGGUAGCACAAGCAGCUGAAGGGCAGACUAUAGUCUAUCAGCCAGUUAAUGCUGAUGGAACCAUUCUCCAACAAGUUACAGUCCCUGUUACAGGCAUGAUCACCAUUCCAGCAGCCAGUCUGGCUGGAGCGCAAAUUGUCCAAACGGGAGCCAACACCAACACGACCAGCAGUGGACAAGGGACUGUCACCGUGACGCUGCCAGUUGCUGGAAACGUUGUCAAUUCAGGGGGAAUGGUCAUGAUGGUCCCCGGAGCAGGAUCGGUACCAGCUAUCCAGAGGAUACCUCUGCCUGGAGCAGAAAUGCUGGAAGAAGAGCCCCUGUAUGUAAAUGCCAAGCAGUAUCACCGCAUCCUCAAGAGGAGACAGGCACGUGCGAAGCUUGAAGCAGAGGGAAAAAUCCCCAAAGAAAGAAGGAAAUACCUGCAUGAAUCUCGGCACCGUCAUGCCAUGGCCAGGAAGCGGGGAGAAGGUGGACGUUUCUUCUCACCAAAGGAAAAAGACAGCCCUCAUAUGCAGGAUCCAACUCAGACCAACGAAGAAGCAAUGACACAGAUGAUCAGAGUCUCCUAACCACUGCUUCAAGAAAAAAAGCAACUGAAUGGAAUUCCCAUCCCUCCUGCAAGUCUGUCCUUCCCUUCCAGUCUAUCAAGCAAGUCUUUCCAUGGGACAAUCGCUGUAUCACAGCCUCCCCUUUUCUACAGAACAAACACCACGGUUUCAGUGUGUGGUUGAGAUUUUAAACGCAGUUGACUCAACAAAUGGGAACUUACCAACCUUCUUGGUGUAUUCUUCUGAUCCAGCGCAGGGAUUUCAGAGUCUGCCUGCUCAUGCCUUUCUUUUGUUUUUAAACAUCUCUCCUGUUAAGAUUGGCCGUGAGUGAGAGCGUGCCCCUGCCUCGGUGAUCAGCAAUAACUCUGCCGUGCUGAAGCAGGGCCAGCAAAGACCUCUUGGACUUCAGCUCUUCUGUACAGAGACAUAAUCCAGUUUUGAGCCACCAGCUCUGGCCUGGCUGCACCACGGUACUUUGUUUUCCCAGCAGAGACUUGUUAUUUACAUCCACUCCUUACACCUUCAGGAUUUAUUGUCAGCUGAACCGGUCCCUGUCAUUGCGUCUGCGCUUCUGAAACUGGCGGAAACUGAAGGGGGUUCUUUUUCAGUUCUACCUUGUCAAAUAUGUAAACAGCAAGCUCUUCCCUGGGAAAACUUCAGCCAUCCAGUCACGAUGAUAGAAAUAUUGCAAGAUGAUUGCAGGACUUGAUAUAUUGUAUAUCCGUUCCAAGAAGGAAGAGGGUAAUGUGAGGAUAAGGAUUUAAUUAGGAAAAGCAAUGUCUGGGUGUUUUUUGGCAUGUUUAUUGCCAGUAGUUGUUGCUUUAGAAGAAAGUGGAUGCUAGUAUGAAAAGGAUUAGAACUUCUAAUUGAAUCUCUUCCAAAGGAUUUUGUUGGGGUUUUUUUAAUCUUCCUAACCUGCCAGUCCACUGCACGGUUCCUCCAACAGACAUAAAAUCUGUGAUCUCAGACUGAUAGCACUUGACUGUCUUUGGGAUGGUGUUUCUUGAUGCCUGUUGUAAAUUGGUUCCACAGUUCUCUUGUUCUACACAGUGAGAGAUUGUUUCAUGACAGCAGAAGCGUAGGGCAGCUCUCCUCAGCUCAUCCCCAUGUAACUGAAGGACUGUUAGACAAAUGAAGGCAGAUAUUGAUGAACCUUUCAGGCUUUUUAUAGACUGUUCUCUUUAAAUAAAAAAAAGUGGCACUUAA
Molecule: messenger RNA, 3366 nt
Organism: Calidris pugnax (ruff)
Lineage: Eukaryota; Metazoa; Chordata; Aves; Charadriiformes; Scolopacidae
Gene: NFYA
Product: nuclear transcription factor Y subunit alpha
Exons: 8
Coding region: 1318-2181 (287 amino acids)
Biological process (GO): regulation of transcription by RNA polymerase II
Cellular component (GO): CCAAT-binding factor complex
Molecular function (GO): RNA polymerase II cis-regulatory region sequence-specific DNA binding; DNA-binding transcription factor activity, RNA polymerase II-specific
Source: RefSeq, a predicted model, not a curated record